Messenger RNA from Cylicocyclus nassatus, 518 nucleotides. The record is from the annotation of a GenBank genome assembly. NCBI's taxonomy places the organism in Eukaryota, Metazoa, Nematoda, Chromadorea, Rhabditida, Strongylidae.
AUGGCUGACGAAAGAAAUGACAACCCCGACCAUGCGGCAGAGGAGAUGAAUCCGGGACGAGAGCUUUACCCUAUCUAUGAGGAACACGAAAUUGACUUCGAGGACAACGGGAAUAAUCCCGAGGAACAAGAGUACAUCGAAGCUCUGCUCUAUGAGGCAACUAUCAUGAUGGGGUUUCUAACUGAUACAACCACCGAGUAUAUGAAAGCAGCCAGCGUUUUCUUCUUCAGGAAUUUGUUUUCUUCUCAACAGCUGAUCAUUAACGAUCCUGCUUCAUAUACAGACCUGGGUGCGGCAAAAGUCUGGGAGCCGAUUUUGCAGUGUUGUCAGUCAUGAAACCUACUCUGAUGAUUUUGAUUCCAAAUGUUGCUACAUAUGCUGCAAUCGUCCUCUACACAUCGCACUUUACCUAGCUGCAAAUGCUUGCCAUACGUGUUUGUAACUGGAUUUAUCAAACAAACGCUUCUGCAGUGCGAGAAAAUCAGAUAUUUUAGUCCUCACAUUUAUCUCGUUACUAC